AUGAUUUCCUCUCCGGUUUGUCUAAUUUUUAUUAGAAGUUUGUUUUUUUCUGCUUUGGGUAUAGGGUUUAUUUUUUUAUCCAGAUCGGCUCAUUUUUUUCACCGAUGAGCUCUCGGCCAAAUCUUUGGAGGUGAUCGGCGAACUUUUUCCGACCGGCGGAAGUCCGACGGACGCCUCGAGUACCUACGGGCUAGCCCGAGUUUCCCGAGAACUGUGCGAAACUGUCCAGGACGCGCUGAAUGUCCUCGACGCGUUGGAAUUAUCGAACGGACAUUUGGAAAUAGUGAGUUUCGCUCGCAAUUCAGUCAGUCAGAAAAAUACCUGGCCGGAAAGGUUUUUUGGUUUCAUGAAAUUCUUUGAUGUACCAGAGGAAGAUCCUGAAUAUCUUAGCUCGCAAAAAAACUUCUAGUUAUUGUGAAUAGGCUCAAAAAUAGCCUAUUCCAACAAAAAUUUUAUAGGUUUUUCUUGACUUAAAGAAAAUCUUUCUCGAAAAAGAAAGUUUUGCAGCUUGAAAUCAUCAGAAUCAAAAACGUGCUAUGUCAAGGACUUUUUUUAGCCGAUUUCCAAAACAUCAUGAAACUCUCCAUUGCAAUUUCUGAUUAAAUUCACAAAAAAAUGGCUUUUUCAACUUCAUAAAAAAACCUUUUUUCAAUUGGGUUUUCCAUUCUGGAGAACCUUCGGAACCGCUUUUUUUCACUGGUCAAUCGCUGGAUCCUCAAAAAUAGCUAACGAAGUGCACUUUCAAGUCCAGUCGGAAUUUGCACGCGGUCAAUCAAUAAAUAGCAUAUAUACAGAGGCUAACUUUCUGCUUUUUCAGUGCUCUUUGUGUGCACUCCGAUACCAUACCUAUGCCCUCUGGAUUUGAGAGUGUUGACGAAGCUUUAGAAGUAUGCUGCCGGAUAACACUCCUAUAGCACUCUUACCGCGUAUCCUAUUUAUUGACUGACGGAAUGGAUAUCUCGAUUGACCUUUGUAGAAAUUGCCCAAAAAUUCUCAUUUUCAAAAAGCUUCAUUUUUUGAGUUUCGACUUCCAGAAGAUAGAGAAGUUGCUCAUCUAUAUGUUUCACUUUGUCCAAUCGUUGUCAGUCAACGUAUGAAACCAAACUGGAAUUUCAAAAAAAAAAGUGCGUUUUGGGUUUCAUUUUUAUUGUUUUUUUUACUCUAACGCUCCAAGGGUCAAUCGAGGUAUCCACAUCGUCCGUCAAUAAAUAGGGUACGCAGUAAGAGUGCUAUCGGAGUGCACUUCGUCAGCAUGCUUCUAAAGCUUCGUCAGCACUCUCAAAUCCAGAUGGCAUAUGGAUAGCAUCGGAAUGCGCACAAAUGGUAUCGAAAGAGCAGAAAGUUAGCCUCCGUAUGCUAUUUAUUGAUUGACCGCGUGCAAAUCCCGACUGAACUUGAAAGUGCACUCCGUUAGUUUUUUUUGAGGAUACGCCGAUCGACCAGUGGUUCAGGAGUUUCGAUGAAGUUUUUUUUCUUGUUCUAUUUCUGCCAACCGUUCAAACAUAUUUGACAGCAUAAAUACUUCAUUAUCAACUUUUUUUUGAAAUUUGUCUUUUUAAAACUUCAAUGUGCAAUGUUUGCCACAAACUUGAGAGAAAAAAGCAUAUAAAAGUUGCCUUUUCAAAAAUAUUUUACUUCAAUCAAUUUUCUCCGCGUUUUCAAUAUGGAGUUCACAUUCGACGUGUAAAAUAAGAUAUUGGCCGACCCUAUUCUACCCAAUUAAGAUUACGCAAUUGAUUGUGCGCGCAAUUGAAAUAGCAAAAAAACGAAGUACUGACCUGGUGAGUAAAAAAAAAGGGACUCCCGAAGGGGGCGGACCUUGGCGGUCCCUAGAUAUGAGUAAAAGUAUGCAAAGCAUUGAAAACAAAUUUUCUAUUUUUAUAAGGAUGCUUCAAAAAAAAAAAAUACUAUUUCCACUCCAUAAAGAAGCAACGGCUUAGUGAGUUAUUUAAGAAUGUUUGACUAACAAGGAACUUCUCCUUAUGCAGUCGUAAGAUUUAUUGUUAAAAGUUGGAAAAUCACUUCUUGCCGUGCUUAAUAAAAAUCUGUAAUACUCACUUUGUCCAAAAUCUCACUUUUCGAAAUAAAAGCGGCCAUAUUCAAAGAAAACGAUUGAAAGUUAACUGAGUAGGAAACUACGCGGAUAGAGUUGAAACUUUGGUGACUUGAAGACCUUUGGUAAGAAUUCUAAUAAACAGGAGAGAUUAUCUGUUAAACAUGAGAUUCAGAGAAAAUGCUUCUCGGAAAAAUACACGCCUGGAUCGUUCUCACCGAGCUGGCCUGGCGCAGUGACGAGGCCAAUUUCAUGGUUGACGUUUUGA
This is a messenger RNA of Caenorhabditis auriculariae, 2321 nucleotides long. NCBI's taxonomy places the organism in Eukaryota, Metazoa, Nematoda, Chromadorea, Rhabditida, Rhabditidae. The record is from the annotation of a GenBank genome assembly.